Cyclocybe aegerita is the source of this 4671-nucleotide messenger RNA. NCBI's taxonomy places the organism in Eukaryota, Fungi, Basidiomycota, Agaricomycetes, Agaricales, Hemipholiotaceae. The record is from the annotation of a GenBank genome assembly.
AUGCUUGAUGGAGCAGUGGGAAGUUGGAGUCGGCUCUCUAAUUCGUCCAGAGGGUUCACUUUCCCAAUUUUCCAUCCGUUGUGCCUUGGCUCGAAAGAAUUGACUGAUUUGGAUGCCGGCAAAGCGGCGCGGCUACGGGUGGAGCUCGUUGUCCAUUGCAACUUGCUCCUAACCAUCACCACCGCCGUGGAUGUCGCCCACAGCGAGGACACUCUAUUCUUCCACACUCUAGAAUACUGUUCAUUUAAUUAUCGCCCUCGACCAACGUUAUCGCCGUGGGGCAGGAUGUCGCAGCGUCAUCAUGUCACCCCCAACACGAGUUCGCAGCCGAGUGGUGGCCCCUCAGCCGCGCUGCUAGGCCAUGCUCCAGGGCAAUCCUCGUUUCAGCCGUCUGCCACUCAAUACAUGCAUCUAUAUGCCCACGAUCACCCUCCAUCACCUUCCUCUAACUCUACCAAGCAGCAGCAGCUGCCAGCCGUGGCUGUUGCAGCACCCCGCACUUCCUCUCUCCCCCUCGCUGUCCAGAUGGGCCAUAGCCAGAGCAAACCCGCGCCGCCGCUUCCUUCUCCAGUCGCGAACAACGGAUCACCGACGUCGACACUGAAUACAGCUUCAUCGGCAGCCACCAAAGGUCUCAAUGCCGCUGUAGCUGGUGGCAUGAAGCUCAAACGCGCUUUUGCAGGACGGAGGAAAAAAUCGGAGGAUGCGUCGACCGUGUUCGUCAGGCCCAGUGAACAGGAGUUGAAGCAGCGGACAGUGGACCAGUUUCCGCGCCCGGCGGAGACUUGGACACCUCAGCGGAUAGAGGUUGGGAGUUCGUCAGCGCCACAGUUCUUUAACAAACCACUCAUUAUGUCGCCUCCAUCCUCCAUGCCCUCUCCACCUCCACCCACGCCACCCAAGAAAGAGCUACCCGCACCUACUGCAUCUACACUACCACCCCCUGAUCUCUCUGUACCAGCCAGAAACUCUGUUAUUCCGCUCAGCCCGGGCAUUUCAUCCGCAGUCAACUAUAUGAUGCUGGAGCAGCAGCAGCAGACUGCAAUUAAACAGGUUGAAGGCGAUAAGCGGGAAAUGAAAGAGUCCUGGCGGAAGAGCGACUCGACGAAUAGUCAUCACACCAUCCGUCCUGGAGCUGGUGUGUCUUCGUCGAGAUCAUCAAGGCCGGUAUCUUGGGCAGAGAGCUUCCAAUCUGCUCACACGGUGGUGCAAGUUUCUGGGAACAAACGACGGAGUGCGCUUCUUGGGGAUGCGGACUUCGGCAUGCCAGAGGAAGACGAUGAUGACGACGAUGCUGAUAACAGCUCCUUCAACUCUUCUUCACCUCAUCCUCCCCAAAACCCGGCAUCGACGUCCUCGCCUUCGCUACCGUCCUCGGUACCUGCUCGAGUGAUCAAGAAGCGUCGAUCAGUAUCCCUGGUUGGCGUUGCGAGCACCAGCAGCAGUAAAACGUCUGUUCCUGUGCCCGCACCCCCACCAAGCGCGUCUGCAGCAGAGCUCAAGUACCCUUCGUACUCGAUCUCGGAGGGCGUUCCACCACCUCGAUACCCAACUGCGCCUGUACCUCGCUUGCCGCCAAUGAUGUCGCCCUCUGUAUCCCAACCUCAACCCCCCACCCAGCCGGCCACUUCCAUGGCAAGCGCGACGGUUGCUAGUCUUAAGGGCAAGUUCGCAGCGUGGUCUUCAGGUGGGACUCUUUCUACGACAACUAUCUCACCCCCUAUUCCCGUCAACUUCACUCCGCGGCGCGACCAGACUCUUCCUUCCCUCCCUCAACACAACCUUGCGCCUACACCAUCGCCCACGACACCCUCCUCUCGUCAGCCUGCGAUCAGUGGUAUUGGCCCUGCAGCAGCCGGCUUGGCCAAGCGGGCCGUGGAGAAAAUGGGCCGCAAGUGGGGGUUGUCCUCAAGCACCUCUGGUUCAGGAUCGGGUUACUCAUCAUCUUCAUCGACGAGCAACAGCACGAGUGCGCCUUCGGCAUGGUCAACCCCGCAUACAGAUUAUGCCGUGAUCAGGGACUCUGCCGGAAAUCAUUCGACGCCUAGUUUGGGUUCCUCGUUCGGUAUCGGAGGUACGACUGGAUUCAUGAGCGGGUCCCCGGGGAAGGGGGUUGGCAUUCAUAAACGUACGCCCAAUGCACCGUCAGGGUCAGGAGCGGGCAGCAUCUCCUCGAGCCUAACAUCGGCUUCGGAGUCGGACCCGUUCGCUCCCGUUGGACCUGUAUUGGGCAAGCAGCUGCGUGGCGGACUGCGUUCGAAGAACGGGGUGCAGGUCAGUGGUGGGAUCGUAUUCUCAAGGGAUUUGAGAAGUGUGGUUCGAGAGACGGGCAUCAAGGUUGGCAAGCCGCCUAAUGCUAACUCAACCCCCAAAGAGGGCUUGGUUGGAGAGCUAGAAGAGAGGAUGCUACCUGCGCUAGUCGUGCGGUGUGCUCAACAUCUGUUAAUCUGGGGUGUGCAGGAGGAAGGAUUGUUCAGGGUGAAUGGACGACCGUCGCAUGUCUCGAAGCUCCGCGCUGAGUUUGACUCUGGUGCCGAUUUCGACAUGGCGGACUGCACGCCUGGAGAUCUGGAUCCGCAUGCGGUGUCGUCGGUUUUCAAGGCCUUCUUGAGGACACUCCCGGAACCGAUAUUGACGCAGAAGCUUCAACCCUACUUUGACGCAGCUAUCAACAAGGAAACUGCUCUCAACGCACCUCCACAACCUAGCAGCCCCAACCGGAUGUCUCUUCGACCUAUACCCGGUCUCCCUUCUGGACCCAAAGCCGGGGGUGGUAUGGCUAUCCGCAAGCCUCCAUCGCUUUCCACGCUCGCCAUGCCCUCCUUCACCGGAAUCCCUCCUCCAUCAAAAUCGCUCGUCGCGGCCGUGCGGUCCCUGAUCGCCCAGCUGCCCCAGGAAAACCGCGACCUCAUCCGGACGGUGGUCGACUUGAUCAGGGCAACGGCGAAGCAGAGCAAGGAGACGAAGAUGCCGCUGAGCAACCUGUUGUUGGUGUUUUGCCCAAGCUUAAAUAUGAGCCCUCCGCUUUUGAAGGUGCUCUGUGAAGCUGAAGGCAUUUGGUCGAACGAGGAUUCGCCGGUCAUUGACAUCAGGAGGCAUACGCCGAAUUUAGGCGCGGGUGAUAGUGCCGAGGUGCCACCACCGACCCCAACCAAGAACGGUGUGAAUACCAGUACGGGCAGCGGCAAGGAAGUAGUGGAUGAAACCUCGAGUGUCAGUGAUACCAUGAGCGGGAUGGAGCUAGACGAAGAGGACAGUCUCCGCUCUGAACGCCCUUCACUCGAUAAUCCAAGCUCCGAUUACCACGCGUCGGCAGAAGAUGACGGUUCAUCGAUGUACGAUGGAAGAGAUGAAGUACAGAGGAGGAUGUUGCUGGGCGAGAGACCGGAAGUGCCAACGCUAUAUCUGUCCACACGAAGCCAUUGCUCAUCGAGCUCAGCCUCGUCCUUGCUGCAAGAUCUCCCUACCUCGAAGUACGACGGGGCUUUUGUGCAUCAUUUACGAGAUACGGCAACAGACGACGGCUCGAUCUCUUCUGGUCCAUACUCCGUGAAGUCCAUGAACAACCCGCAUCCCUCUUCAUCUCCGCCGCCAUUGUCAUCUUCAGCGGAAUCGAUUACAACGCCAACCUCGUCAAGUAACCCAUCCCUCUCUGACUUACAUCUUGACGGCAGCGAGAAGGCGCAACUCGAACCACAACAUCAACAUGAGAGCCCACACUCACAAGCUGCCAGUGGUGGUGCACCUCACAUCGCUGAGCCGAUCCCCCUCGAGCUUCGAUCGCAAAGCAAUAAGUCGAGACCUCUCAUCAGCGCUCCGAUGCCUUACAUUGUACCCGUUCAGUUCCCUUCCGAUGCCCCGCAGCCUGCUGUGCCCACAACGCCAUCGAAGAGGCGAUCGAUUCCGAUCCUAUCACUGCCCAAUUUCUCUCCACCAACCUCUGCACACGAUCGCGAUUCAGCAUAUGUCGAAGCCAGCGGCGCGGGGGUCAAUAUCGAGAGGACGUUGCGGGCAAAGAAGCCUUCUCUGAAGCUCUUGUUUUCCAAGCGGUCGGCUUCAUCCUUGAACACUUCGGAAAGUAGAGAUAGAGACAGAUUGGGUAGCAUGCCUUCUAUCCUGCCAUCGAUGAUGCACCCCGCCCCGAGAUCGGCGAGCGAUUCAUCUAUCUCUACGCCUAUAUCGGCUGUAACGGCACCGCAGUCAACAUUGUCGGGGUCGAGCAGCACAUCGAACCUUCCACCGGUAUUAGAUACCCCGAUCGAGGAUGGCUCCUUGAAGUUGGACCUAGGUCUUGGAUUCGAAGCCAGUUCGACAACAGCCAUGUCCAACGGGAAACGGGCGUCGGCUGCAAGAGGUGGCGCAGGAAACGUCAGCACCGAAGCCGUUAUACCAAAACAAACAGCUGUUGCUGGUCCCUAUGCACCACUGCUGCGGACCUCACUCUCUCAAGACUCCAGACGUUCGGCACCAAGUCAGCCUACUUCUAUCGACUCGCGGUCGGUCCCAAAACCUGCGGAAAAGCCCAUCCCCUUGCAGCCGUCUUUGUCGAGUCUGUCCCUUUCUUCGACGACGUCCCAUCGGCUCAGCUUAUUUGACGAUGGUGGUGACGAUGAUUGGACGCAGAGCGUCCUAACAGCUGCGGAAAUGGCCAAUCAGAGGCCAAAAUCGUAG